Molecule: messenger RNA, 1344 nt
Organism: Selaginella moellendorffii
Lineage: Eukaryota; Viridiplantae; Streptophyta; Lycopodiopsida; Selaginellales; Selaginellaceae
Product: 1,2-dihydroxy-3-keto-5-methylthiopentene dioxygenase
Exons: 7
Coding region: 232-906 (224 amino acids)
Molecular function (GO): acireductone dioxygenase [iron(II)-requiring] activity
Source: RefSeq, a predicted model, not a curated record
UCCAUUCCAUUCUGGAAUCUCUCCUGUUCUUCUUCGCCGCUCUCCAAAUCUUGUUCUUACUCUCGAUUUCUCGGUCGCUCGAUCUGUUUUUGAGAGGUUGCCGUUCAAACUCCUGCUUCUCGCUCGGCCCUUGACUACAGCUAAGAAGCAAAGCGGGAGCUUUUUUUUCUUCUUCUUCUCUUACAGUAGACGAGAGAAAUCUUGAAAGCUCGUAAUCCCUCCCAAAACAUCAUGGCCAAGGCUGAAGACUACUGCAAAGUUGCUGGCAAUGAGGAGCAACAAAGUUAUGUGUCGGACAUCGAAGCCUGGGAGUACAAUCCCAGCGAUGAAGAUCAGAGGCUGCCUCACAAGUACUCCCCAAACAGGCCAGUCCCUCUGGAACACGUCCAUGGAUUGGGAGUUUUGACAUGGAAGCUGGACGUGACGGACUGGAAUAACAGUCCAAUGCUCGAGAAGAUUAAGAAGGAGCGCGGAUACAAGUAUGCGGAGACCAAGAUCGUGUCGCCGGAGGCCAUGGAAGACUACGAGCAGAAGAUAAAGAUGUUCUUCGAGGAGCAUAUGCAUUCGCAGGAGGAGAUCCGUCUCAUCCUCGACGGCGAAGGAUAUUGGGACAUUCGUGACUACGAUGAUAAGUGGAUACGCUUCCGUGUCCGCAAGGGCGAUCUCAUCGUCUUGCCUCCGGGAAUGUUUCAUAGGUUCACUCUGGAUGUGACAAACUAUAUCGAGGCCUUGCUUCUCUACACGGAUGUUCCAUGCAGGACACAACACGAACGAUCGCAUCAGUCCGAGGAAGAAAGCAAAGCAAGGAAGUUUUACAUUGAGAACUUCCUCGACUCAAGGCUCGCCAUGAUGAACAUCAAUAAGGACUUUGAGGUUCCGACAUCGAUUGAAGUUCCGGCACAGUGACAAACAACUGACGAAAAAGAAAACCGCAAAAUCACGCGGAGGAAAAACAAAAAAAACUACUAUCAGCAACACAAGCAGCAGCAUCUACACAUACGAAAUGGGGGUUUACACUCUUUUUCUCUUUCUCUUUCUCUUUCUCUCGCUUUUUCCUUCGCUCCUUUUUUCCUGCUACUCAAGCGGAUGGCAUCGAUGGAGGCCCGUUUUUUGAUAGUGCUCGCAGUAGCACUAUUUGCUCCAGGGAAUUUGAUCGACGCCACCAAAGGUAGCAGCCAAAAUCCGGGACGAAUUAUCCUCUCUUCCCAUACAUACUCUUCUCUUCUUUCUUUUUCUACUUGCUGGAAUGCAGCAGCGUUUUUAAUUGUCGCCUACGAGCGACCGCAUCCGUGUACAGACCUUAUUAAACUAAGAAAUACAAAAGCUAUAGAAAGUUAUAUAUAA